ACAAUUUAUUUCACAAAUCUCUAUCUUCCUUCUCUAAAGCAAUGUUUACAGUCUUUAAAACCUGACUUGAGUCAAAUUUUGUGACCAUAUAGAAGACAUUAUAUGUGGAGAUGUGCAAUAUAGACUGUGAUAUUCAAUGAAGAUGCGGACAUGGCCUUUGAACAAGGGACGGAAGUGGACGGCCUUAAAAUGGAACCGAUCUCAAAAUUUAGCUUGGUUCUAACUGGGUUCUCGAUUCUAUGGAGAUUCGUUUCGAUCUUCAUUAAUUGGAGCCUGGCUUACGAGUAUUGGAUGGACGAGUCCUACGGAUACUGUGCAUGGACAGUUGGUUCGAUCCUGGUGCCCAUGGCAGUAACAUCAGUUAUAUAUAUUCAUGUUUUGAGGUCCGCUCACUCGGGUCAAAAUCGGAUCCUUAACAGGGGAGUUUACUCAAAUGUAGUGAUUUCGUAUCUAUUUCGGGAUGUCUUCGCUUUUAAUUACGCAUUGAAAUAUUCCGAGGCCAAAAAGCGAGAUGACAAACAGGAGGAGAUAAGAUAUUAUCAAAAACUUAUGACGGAGGAGUGCAAUGUUGGUUUCGUACGGCUAUUUGAUUCGUUUUUGGAAUCUGCGCCACAGAAAAUAUUACAGCUUGUAAUAGUGUUGCGAUCGAUUAAGGACUUUACAUACUAUCGCCUGAUUGCCUUCAUCAUAUAUUUCGGUAAUAUAGCGUGGUGCAUCCAGGCGUAUAAUCACUCGAAUCGCCUGGUACAACUGGACAAGCAUGAUAUCGCCGCAAAGGGGAGAUUUAUACAAUUUCUUUUCCUCCUUUGUCUGACGGUUUCGAGAACGCUUUGUAUAGCGUACAUCGCAAGUAUUUUUCCCGUCGAAACAUUGAUCAUUUGUGCGACUCACGCUUUUUUGUGCGGUUCCAUUGUGUUUUUGGUGGACUCUCCAAUGAUCGCUGAAUCUCGCUUUAUGAACUACCUGUACUGCCUUUGCUUUGGCAUAGUUUAUUUGUUUAUUUUCACCCCCGUUAAAGAUGCACCAACCAAGUAUAAGUACACAGCUUAUCUCACUAUCUGCCUCCUUCAAAACAUAGUCGCUUGUGCCCUGUACAUUCCCACACAUCUUUGGAUUGCCAUUAUUGCCUUGUAUGUUUUCGGUAUUAUGCUUAUAGCAUUCUACUACUCAAAAUGCCAUCCCAGUACCAUACCAACAUAUUUCUAGUGUAGUUCAAUGUUUAUAAUAAACGUGUUUAAACGGAAAAACUAUUCCUACUCUUUAAAUUAAUAUGCUCCAAACCUAGUAGUAGUAUUGCAAUUGGCGCCAAAACAUUUUGAAAUUGGUAUGUAAUUUUACAUUUUUAGAGGGAAACAAAAAGCAUUUGAGCAAAAUGUAUUAAUCUUAAUAAGUUUUGUAACCCAAAAGUUGCUGUAAAUAAGAAAUAAAAAAGUAUUUGAUUCUG
Molecule: messenger RNA, 1444 nt
Organism: Drosophila ficusphila
Lineage: Eukaryota; Metazoa; Arthropoda; Insecta; Diptera; Drosophilidae
Product: XK-related protein 6
Exons: 5
Coding region: 151-1206 (351 amino acids)
Biological process (GO): engulfment of apoptotic cell; apoptotic process involved in development; phosphatidylserine exposure on apoptotic cell surface
Cellular component (GO): plasma membrane
Source: RefSeq, a predicted model, not a curated record